AACCCCCUCUCGCCGGUUCUGGAGGAUGGAGUCCCAGGUGUGUGAAAGGGUGUACGCCCCCUCAUCCCGGUUAAUGGUGUCAAUACCCUGCCCCCCGAUCUUCAUGGACUCCCUCAUCCAUGAAGUCCACAAAGACAAAACAAACUUUUUUAAUGCUUUUAUUAUACUUUGAACUUCCACACAAGGAAAUUUUUUUAAAAUCAUAUUUGUUUUUUAUUCAUUUACUUAUUCUAGAUCGGUAAAUUAAGUCAUUUAAUUUAUAAAUAAAUUUUUAUUUUGGAUUAUUGUGAUAUUCUAACCUUCGUUUUUAACCUUGUCAGUCAUAUUUUGAGUUUUAUUUUGGAAGUCUUAAACAAUGCAGCUCUUGUGAAGUUGCCUGAGCAUCUCACCCUAUGUCCCGCCCACUCCCUGUACAGGAGCUGAUCACGUGUCAUCACUGAGCAGGAAGAAGGUGCACUCUUGAGGCUCAGGAACCACGAUGACAAGCACAAUCAGCUACAACGACUUGAAGGAACUUGUGGGAAAGAGCCCAAAUCUAGUUCUGAUUGAUGUACGAUCCACAGGCGAGGUGGCUAGAGGAUGUAUUCCUGGGUCCAUUAAUAUUCCAAUUGAAAUGAUUGAUUCUGCCCUCUAUGAUGCCCCAGAGCUGGUGUUUACAUGCCAGUCAGGAGGCAGAGCAGCAAGAGCCACCACCAAAGCCCGUUCCCUCGGAUACACAAACGCACGCACUUAUCCAGGCGGAUAUGGCGAGUGGUCUUAUAAAGACGGGAUGUGAUGAAAAUCGUUAUGUUGUGCUUUAUAAUUUAUUUAAAGAGUAAAUUUUCAUGUUUAAGUGAUGAACAAUUUUCAUUUGGUUGGUUUGCAUACAUUGUGUUUUAUGUCUGAAUAAAUAAUAUAACAUUUAAAUAAAUUAUGUGAUUUAUGUUAAAGACUGAGUUUGUUGAGAUUAUUUUAUAGAACUGAGUAUCUAGAGCUUUUGCACAUCAUACACAAGCUUUCUCAUUCAUCUGAUGGACUGAAAGUGUGGCGUAUGAAUGGUCUGUAUUUAUAACAGGCAUUAGCUGACUAAUAUUAAGACACAGAGGAAUUGUGGAACACUCAAAAAGUGUUUGAAGUUUUAAUAUAAUUUUCAGGAUGUACGGUGGACAGUGAGGGUCAUAUUAGUUUCAGCCAGAGCACAUAAACAAACCCGCUUUGUUAUUUCUAAUUAUUUACAGGCCACAUGCCAUGGCCCCAAUUAAUUUAUGCUUCCACACAUCAUCUCAUUUGAUUGUUGGAUAACAUGUUUGGGAAAAAAAAAUCUGCAGAUCAGUUUGAUUUGUUUUAUCAGAAAUCAUCAUGAAUGACUAGAUGUGUUUGUGUAAAAAAGUGACAUUAAUGCAAAUCAACCCACAGUAUAAAAGCAGCAUGACAAAUACAGUCAAAAUAAUUGCAUUAUACCAUUUACAUAGAUAAAACAUUAAAGACAUACACUCUCCAUCAAGCUGAUUUUGAGUGAA
Molecule: messenger RNA, 1499 nt
Organism: Nothobranchius furzeri (turquoise killifish)
Lineage: Eukaryota; Metazoa; Chordata; Actinopteri; Cyprinodontiformes; Nothobranchiidae
Product: thiosulfate:glutathione sulfurtransferase
Source: RefSeq, a predicted model, not a curated record